UGUGAAAAUCCCACAUAAGCGGAGUGGUGAGCGCGUAUAACUCGCACUUCUCCCUCUGAAAAUCUCAGUUCUCCUACUGUGUUGAGCGCGUGCGAAUUGAUAUACCGGGCCGCUUUAAAUGCCAGUCACCAAGAAGCUGACACUCGAUCUGCAAGACGGAAACGAAGUUAUGACAUCUAAUGGUGAAAAUUGCAACAAUAGGAAGCCAGCCGUGUCGCGGACUCUUUCGGAAAAUUACGAUCUGAACGACGUCGAAGUGCCUGGAACACCCAAGACACCUAGAACUUCGGCCACGCCAGGUCACGAAAAUUGUACAUUCCACCACGACUUAGAACUAGACCAUCGACCACCAACGAGAGAAGCCAUGUUGCCUGAAAUGUCCAGAUCGUACAAAUUAUUAUUAGCUUCCCUUGGGGAAAAUCCUGAAAGACAAGGCCUACUGAAAACACCAGAACGAGCUGCCAAAGCCAUGCUCUUCUUCACCAAAGGAUAUGAUCAGAGUGUUGAAGAGGUCCUCAACGAUGCAGUUUUCGACGAAGACACCGACGAAAUGGUGGUUGUAAAAGACAUCGAAAUGUUUUCAAUGUGCGAACACCAUCUGGUGCCUUUUUAUGGUAAAGUUUCUAUUGGUUAUCUUCCGAGAGGAAAGAUCUUGGGACUCAGCAAAUUAGCCAGGAUUGUAGAAGUAUAUUCCAGACGACUGCAAGUGCAGGAGAGGCUGACGAAGCAGGUAGCUGUCGCUGUAACGAAGGCUGUGCAGCCUGCUGGAGUUGCUGUCGUAGUAGAAGGAAUACAUAUGUGUAUGGUGAUGAGAGGUGUCCAGAAAAUAAAUAGCAAGACGGUAACAUCUACUAUGCUUGGAGUAUUCAGGGACGAUUCGAAGACACGAGAGGAAUUCUUGAAUCUGGUCCAUAGCAAAUAAAACAAGAAGACAAUCAUUUGCCAAAGUAAUUAGGAGUUUUCAGAAAUAUUUUACAUUUUUAUUUGUACCAUUUCAAUGUUAAUUUAUAUUCCCCACAUACUUCGAUAUAAGGGAAUUGUUUUAGCAUUCAAGGUCGUAAGGAAAUAUCUUGGAAAAAAUAUUUAAUUUUUUUUUCAAUUUUCAAAUGAAUUCUGAAAACUCUUAUUGUGAACGGCAAUUACUUACUGUUAAAAUUAAAGUAUAUUAAUAAAAUAACCUAAUUGUGGACCACAUGAAGACAUGUUAUUGCUGAAUAUGAUAUUUAUUAUUCAAAUUACUAUAUCAAUGUGAAAGUGUAUUUAUAUUUUUGUGGAAAUAUUUACCUUAUAAAGAAUGUAUUAUUAGUAAGAAUUCAUCGAAAAAAUUUCAAUAACUCUGUAUAUUUUGGAAAAUCUGUUCAUUCUCAACUCAGAAGUAUUUUUGCUUAUAUAAGUUCUGUGAUAAUGACGAUAAUCUUAAUUUGACAAAGCCGCAACGAUAUUAACAUAAACAGGGCUUUUGUUGUAUAAAUGUUUAUAGUCUGUCUGUCUUUGUCAAAAAAUAAACUAAGCCGAAAAA
Messenger RNA from Harmonia axyridis, 1519 nucleotides. RefSeq names its product GTP cyclohydrolase 1-like. Gene Ontology annotation, molecular function: GTP cyclohydrolase I activity; GTP binding; zinc ion binding. Bases 119 to 922 code for a protein of 267 amino acids. NCBI's taxonomy places the organism in Eukaryota, Metazoa, Arthropoda, Insecta, Coleoptera, Coccinellidae. Gene Ontology annotation, biological process: tetrahydrofolate biosynthetic process; tetrahydrobiopterin biosynthetic process. The transcript is spliced from 4 exons. The record is from RefSeq and is a predicted model, not a curated record. Gene Ontology annotation, cellular component: cytoplasm.